Molecule: messenger RNA, 276 nt
Organism: Colletotrichum higginsianum IMI 349063
Lineage: Eukaryota; Fungi; Ascomycota; Sordariomycetes; Glomerellales; Glomerellaceae
Exons: 1
Coding region: 1-276 (91 amino acids)
Source: RefSeq, a predicted model, not a curated record
AUGACCGCCAGCAACAACAGCCGCCGUGCGCCGCGUGCGUGCGCCGCCGCCGCCGCCGCCGCUCAUCGCCCGCCUACUCCUCCUCACCCGGACGGCCCGUUCCAAGCCUCAUUGACAAAGAAGCAACUUUCCGUCCCGGCUCUGGGGAUAUUGAACCAUAUCGGAUUCCAUCUAAUUUCGAUGCCUAAAAAGAGGGCUGGUCGCGUUGCAACCCCCCGCGACCCUCAGGCCAAUCAUCGUCCAAUGCCCUCGACGUCCAUCGAGGAGGGCCUGUGA